Molecule: messenger RNA, 553 nt
Organism: Aspergillus wentii DTO 134E9
Lineage: Eukaryota; Fungi; Ascomycota; Eurotiomycetes; Eurotiales; Aspergillaceae
Exons: 1
Coding region: 102-299 (65 amino acids)
Source: RefSeq, a predicted model, not a curated record
GUUGUUCUUGAUUCUUCAACACCGUCCUUCGACCUCUAUAAAUCUUUGUCGAGGAGUAUACAUCCUAUCCACCUACGUCAUGACCUUACGACAUCAUCGACAUGUACACCUCGACAAACGAUCAGGAAUUUGAUCUGUGGCUGAUCAUGCUGAUCAUGCUGGUCAUGCUGGUCAUGCAGGUCAGGAAUAUACAAUGCACAAUGAUCAGAAAUCCGGUUGACAGCCCGUCAACAGGCUGCAUUCUCUGGUACAGCCGGGGAUAUAUCCAUAGAUGGAUGGGACAGGUAAAGAAUGGUUGAUCGAAUCAGAAUGUGAAAUUGGCUAAAACACGGUACCUAUAUUAUAUUUGAAGAAUGGCAUUGCCCUCUCAUUUGAGGGUCCACUUUUUCUGUCUUCUCCACUGUCUCAUGUUGUGUUUUGGAGAUGGACGGGAGUGAAGGUGUUAUGAUUGAUGGGCGGGGAUUCUGACUGGUUGGGAUCAUUAUUGCGUCAGAAACUAUCGAUAUAGUGUACACAAUUAAUAUCUAUUGUUAUGCAGACGUAUGUUUCUCAA